AUGCGAGCAGCCCCCGACAUAUUUAUAAACGUUUAUCGCAAAAAGAACCGUAUAGAGUGUCAGACCCUUGACCUCGUCAAACUCAACCAGAAGAUCGCCGACGCUCAUGCCGAAGUCAUCACCCUAAGCGACAAAGCAAUUCUAGACCUCAUCGAAAGUGUACUCCCCCAAGUAUCCGUGUUGUUCAAAAUCAGUGAGGCCACCGCUAUGCUCGACAUGCUCACUGCCUUUGCCCAACUUGCCACAAUGAACGAAUACAUUCGCCCAGAGCUCAAGAUCGAUGUUCUGGCCAUCAAAUCCGGACGACACCCCAUCCGCGAGAAAAUCCACAACAAGAAAUUCGUUCCCAACGACGCCUACGCAACACACCAGACCCGCUUUCAAAUAAUAACCGGCUGCAAUAUGAGCGGGAAAUCAACAUACAUCCGCUCCCUCGCCCUCGUGUCCAUCAUGGCCCAAAUUGGCUCCUUUGUUCCUGCAGAGUACGCCUCCUUCCCCAUAUUCCACCAACUAUUCGCCCGCGUCUCUACAGCCGACGACAUGGAAGCAAACGUCUCAACCUUCGCCGCUGAGAUGCGCGAAAUGGCUUUCAUCCUUCAUAACCUCGAACCUCGGGGUUUAGUUAUCAUCGACGAACUCGGCCGCGGCACAAGCACAACAGACGGCCUUGCCAUAGCUCUCGCCAUCGCCGAAGCCCUAGUCCAAAGCAACGCUCUCGUAUGGUUCGUCACCCACUUUCAAGAUCUAGCCGUGAUUAUGGCCGAGCGGCCGGGCGUUGCAUCGCUACACCUCGCAGCAGAUAUCGCACCCGAUGCUUCGAAAAUGACAAUGCACUACAAGAUUACCGAGGGACCCAACCAGACCCAGUUCUACGGUCUCGCGCUGGCGAAUCUAGUCGAGUUCCCGCCGAACGUUCUUGACAAGGCGCAGACAGUUUCCGAGGGUCUAGGCCGCAUCUCGCUUCGUCGGCAUGGUGAUCAAACGAAAGCAAGGGCGAUUGCUCGCAAGCGGAAACUGCUCUUGUCGCUGAGAGAACAGCUUAUCCAAGCGAGGGAUGGGAAUAUGCAGGGAGAAGCUCUGAGAGGGUGGUUGGAGCGGUUGCAGGAUGAGUUUGCGCUGCAGAUGGCAGCUGCUAAUGAGGAUAUUGCUGGGUUGGAUGGGGGUUCGGGUACUGCAAGUGAAGAGGAAACUGGGGAGGCUGCCAAUUAUGCUGAGCCUAUCCAUGGUGAUUGGGCUACCGAGGCGGAUGGGAGUGAUACUCAUGAGUAUGUCGAUGAGGACGAGCCUAUGGAUAGUGAAGAGGUGAACGAGCACAACUCCAAAACGCACCUCCUCCAUGAGACGGAGUCGGACUCAGAAAUCACAGGGCCGCCUACAGCCUUCUUAUCGACUACAGAGUGGCCCACGACUGAGUUUUCUUUCAGAGGGAGUCUCGCGGACCCAAAUUUGGUCAUUCGUAGCCAUUCGAACGCCGGUGGUGUCGACGACGACUUAGAGACGGAAUAG
Aspergillus calidoustus is the source of this 1506-nucleotide messenger RNA. The record is from the annotation of a GenBank genome assembly. Lineage: Eukaryota; Fungi; Ascomycota; Eurotiomycetes; Eurotiales; Aspergillaceae.